Messenger RNA from Trichomycterus rosablanca, 4447 nucleotides. RefSeq lists its product as uncharacterized. Gene Ontology annotation, molecular function: RNA polymerase II CTD heptapeptide repeat phosphatase activity. NCBI's taxonomy places the organism in Eukaryota, Metazoa, Chordata, Actinopteri, Siluriformes, Trichomycteridae. The transcript is spliced from 6 exons. Bases 355 to 4173 code for a protein of 1272 amino acids. The record is from RefSeq and is a predicted model, not a curated record.
CCAGGAGUUAUUCGUCACAUCUCUGAAGCCCCCCAAAAUAACCCCCCGGCUCUCCUGAAGGGGGCCGAGACGUGGCCCGGAGAGCCGAUCUGCUCCUCCUCGUCAUGUCGACGUGCGCUCUGCUGCUGGCGUCCCGAGCAGCCUGCCGUCUCAGCGAAUCCGCAGACCGUCACGAGUCCCCUGCGCGGCCAGACGCCGCCGGACCAUGUCCCCCCCCGGGGGCUUCGUAUAGCGCGGGGAUUCGUUUCCGAACAUCUGGAGCGCGUCGUGGAUACCGAACUGAUUUUGGAGCGGAACGUCGCGACGUACCUGGAUACUUCCGGCUUCUUUACGAGACGCCGCGCUAAACCCAGGAUGCCCGCCGAACUGUGCUACGACGCCGCCAAGGUCUCGCGGCAAGACCGUCCGAAAGAGGAGCGCGAGUCUUCGAUUCCCGCCGGCGGAGAGCUGAGCCGGAUUCCUGCAGAACAGGAGACGUCCGUGGACCCGGUGGUGCAGCACGCCGGCGAGUACGUUACAAACGGGCGAUUCAUGGGUGGAUUAUCAGAGCAGGACUCUCUAGAUUCUUCUGAGAGCAGCAGCUCGUCCGAAUGUGACCCCGACCCCGACCCCGGCGAGUCUCACCCUGGAGGCUGUCACUGUACCGUCUCCACCGAGAGAGAAAGUUCUGAACUCUGUGAGAACCACGAGGCGUUCACUCCGCUCCAGGUCAUGCCGGAUCUCUGUCGGCUUUAUGAGCAGGAUCACGCUUGGACGCGACCUGAAACACUUUGUGAGCGUGAACCUGAACUCGAACCCCUGUUAGAACAGUCUGUAGACUUUUAUGAUUUGGAUUUGUACCCACAAUGCACCUCACAGGAUCUAAACGCGGUACCGGAACCGGACUCGGAGCUCUGUGGAUUAUUGGAGGAAUGUGAGCUUUGUGAUCAAACCGUGAUUACCGAGUCCCAUGAGGACGGUCUCGAACCCUUCAGUGAAAGCUUGGACAGUGAACUUUCUGGGUCCCUUGAGGAGCAAACACUUGCCAGUCAAACAGGAACCACCGGUGACUCCGAGUUGCCUGCGGAAGUUGACUCUGAAUCCUACACCAGCUCGUCUGAAAGCUCAGAUCCGAGCCAGUUCUCGGAGGAACUUCCUGAAGACCUCUCGGAGCAGACGCCGAUUCCUGAAAGCGAUCAACACGAGGACUAUGAUGAGUUCUUUGGAGAUGAAGCAGAAGGUGCUGAGACCGUGAUGGAACAGUGCUCACGAUGCGGAAAGUACUUUGAGAGACGUGACGCCCUUGAACGACCUGACACCUCUGAAGCGUUGGAACCUCUCAAUUGUUCAGAAGACCUGCAACAGUGCUCCGUCCUUCCCAGAGAAGACGUUGUUCCAAAACGUGACACUGGUGACAUCAAACGCCGCCUAGAUUGCGAUAUGAUGUUUCUCGGAUCGAUGGAGACUUUCGAGGCUCGCUGGCUCUCUCAGUUCCUCGCCGUCGACGCCCAUCCGAACGACACCUUCAUGAACCGGGAUGACCCCGAAGAGCAGAGCCGCGACCCCAGCCCCGGACCGUCCGGUCAGGACAGCGAGGGCUCCGAGAUCGAGGUUCAAUCCUCGGACGAGCUGGUUGUGCUUUGUGAAGAAUGCGCCGCGAUGGAAAACGCACCGGUGGAGUAUGACGUUCCUUCAGGAGAUCUUGAGGAUGAAACUUUAAAACCCGGCUGUGAUGAGAAGAGCGCUGAGGAGUCGCUCGUCCAAGCGUCUUCGCUGGAUGAAUCUAGCGAGGAGGAUUACGCUGACUGUAUGGACGGUAAAAGCCAAGGUAGCACAGAAACGGACGUGUCCUUCAAAAGCUGCGCUCAUGACCCAGAGCCAGAGGAAACUCUUCCAGACCGGGUCGAUCAUGAUGAACGUGAGCAGAGUUUCUCCAGCAGCGUCCAAGAUUCAUGUGAGGAUUAUAGUGUUUGUAGUGAUGCCUCAGAGGAACACGACCACGAUGAGCGAGAUGGACCUGAAGAAGAUCUGAAAUGUGUCCUGGAAUGUGACACCACAGAGAAGAAUCUGAAGAAAUCCUACGCAGAAGCUCUGUGUUCUGGAUUAUCUCUAGAGUCAGGUCAGAGUCUGAGUCAAAGAACUUACCAAGAACCUACAGGAACCGGUCAUGUUAAAGGAUUUGCAUUGAAUCAGAAGGAUGGAGAAGACCUGAGGACCUUUUUUGAAGUCAUGGAGGGUCAAGACUCUGAAAUCAUUGAUGAUGAAGAAAAAGAUCAAGAGGUUGUUGAUUCCCAUGAGCCAGUUGGGGCUGUAGAAGAAAUUUGUGGAUUUCCCACCGAGCUUGAAGACGCCUCGGAUUCCAGUCCUGAACAUGAAACGUCUCCAGAAGCCUCUGAGAUGUUUACAGAGGUCUCCAGAUCUGCUGAUAAGGACGUUCUCGAUCACGUAGAACAGGCACAGCAGGAUCAUUUCUCUGGAGAGUCCCAGGUGGAAGGAGACGCUGGUAGACCAUCUGAUACUUCUACGUCUCCCCUGGAAUAUGAUGAAGCUUCUACGUUUGCUGAUGAAGAUCCGGAAGUUCGUGUUGAGAACCUCUGCAUAUUAACUGAAGCUGAAGAUGACGUGACCGUGGAUGAGCCAGAUACCUGCAGAGACGUGGACGAGCUGAAGACCUGCAGAGACGUGGUCAUAGUCGAGCUGGAGACCUGCAGAGACGUGGUCGUAGUCGAGCUGGAGACCUGCAGAGACGUGACCGUGGACGAGCCAGAUACCUGCAGAGAUGUGGACGAGCUGGAGACCUGCAGAGAUGUGGUCAUAGACGAGCUGGAGACCUGCCGAGACGUGGUCAUAGACGAGCUGGAGACCCACAGAGACGUGGUCAUAGACGAGCUGGAGACCUGCAGAGACGUGACCGUGGAUGAGCUGGAGACCCACAGAGACGUGGUCAUAGACGAGCUGGAGACCCACAGAGACGUGACCGUGGACGAGCUGGAGACCCGCAGAGACGUGGUCAUAGACGAGCUGGAGACCUGCAGAGACGUGGUCAUAGACGAGCCGGAGACCUGCAGAGACGUGGUCAUAGACGAGCUGGAGACCUGCAGAGACGUGGUCAUAGACGAGCUGGAGACCUGCAGAGACGUGACCGUGGACGAGCUGGAGACCCACAGAGACGUGGUCAUAGACGAGCUGGAGACCUGCAGAGACGUGGUCAUAGACGAGCUGGAGACCUGCAGAGACGUGGUCAUAGACGAGCUGGAGACCUGCAGAGACGUGACCGUGGACGAGCUGGAGACCUGCAGAGACGUGGUCAUAGACGAGCCGGAGACCUGCAGAGACGUGACUGUCGAUGAGCCGGACACCCACAGAGACGUGGCCGUGGACGAGCCGGAGACCUGCAGUGACAUGGAGGCUCCACAGCCGGACGCUGAGGACCACGAGGAACGCUGUGAGGAACCGAUCGGAUUAAUACAUCAAGUCUCCAGAACGGACGAUAGCGGGCGUGGCGGCUUUAUUCAGCCCCCAGCGGAACACGGAGACACUUCCGAAGACACCGAGGCCUCGGACGAGGACGAGGACGAUUACCCAGAAUUCUGUGAAUGUGAAUUCUGUGUGAUACCUGUAGAGCAGGUCCCAGCCAAGCCUCUUCUUCCUCAGAUCAAGUCCAAGGACGCGGGGAAGAUCUGCGUGGUGAUCGACCUGGACGAGACGCUGGUGCACAGCUCCUUCAAGCCGGUGAACAACGCUGAUUUUAUCAUUCCAGUGGAGAUUGAUGGAGCCGUACAUCAGGUAUACGUGCUGAAGCGGCCUCAUGUUGACGAGUUCCUGAAGCGGAUGGGUGAAUUAUUUGAGUGUGUGUUGUUCACAGCCAGCUUAGCUAAGUACGCCGACCCGGUCUCAGACCUGCUGGAUAAGUGGGGCGCGUUCCGCUGUCGGCUCUUUCGGGAGUCCUGCGUGUUCCACCGUGGAAACUACGUGAAGGACCUGAGCCGCCUGGGCAGAGACCUCAACAAGGUCAUCAUCGUGGACAACUCGCCCGCGUCGUACAUCUUCCACCCGGACAACGCCGUUCCCGUGGCGUCCUGGUUCGACGACAUGUCCGACACCGAGCUGCUGGACCUGAUCCCGUUUUUCGAGAGACUGAGUAAAGUGGACGACGUUUACGCCGUGCUGAAACAGCAGAGGACUAGCAGCUAGCGCCGCGGCACGGGCAGCGCACGGGGCGGCGCUCGUCACCACGCCGGGGAGGCCGGCGCUUCGGAACGCCGCUUCCCCGCUACACGGGAUCCACUGCCGGCUCGCUCCUCAUCGCCUACCCAGAAUUCCAUUGGAAGGAGAGUCGCCGGAGAGGCGAAGCGCUGACGGGAACUCGGUAUAAACACGAUGGAACUGUGAAGGACUGCUUCAUCACACACACACACACACACACACACACACACACAUUAAAAAAAAGCAGCGUAUGGAAUUUUAA